AUGUAUAACCAAUUUGAAGCCAGGAUUAGUGCACUCGAACAAAGGUUCAAAGCAGAUGAUCCUGACGUUCAUACUCAAUUUGAUACCAGGAUUCGUGUACUCGAACAAAAGUUAAAUGAUGCACGAAACAGUUUUACUACCAACUUACUCACUGUCAAUGAAAUUCGUGUCAAUCGCUGGAGAAUUAUGUAUGAAUCGAAUGUAGCGUUGGUCUUUCGUGAUCUGCAAGGCAAUGGAGAUAAAAGAUAUGCAAUGUGGAAUGAUAGAUACGUUGAUCUCUAA
Messenger RNA from Dentiscutata erythropus, 282 nucleotides. The record is from the annotation of a GenBank genome assembly. NCBI's taxonomy places the organism in Eukaryota, Fungi, Glomeromycota, Glomeromycetes, Diversisporales, Gigasporaceae.